Molecule: messenger RNA, 3927 nt
Organism: Dermatophagoides farinae (American house dust mite)
Lineage: Eukaryota; Metazoa; Arthropoda; Arachnida; Sarcoptiformes; Pyroglyphidae
Product: copper-transporting ATPase 1
Biological process (GO): monoatomic cation transport
Cellular component (GO): membrane
Molecular function (GO): ATP hydrolysis activity; ATP binding; copper ion binding
Source: RefSeq, a predicted model, not a curated record
AAUUGAGGAAAAAAAUGAACAUAAUUUAAAUUGAACACUUUUUUUAUGUUGGUCAUACAAAUACUCUGUCUUAGUGAAUUAAACAAAAACAAUUUUUAAGAAAAAAAAUGGAACAAACCAAAGAAUUUGAUAUUAAAAUUUGUUGGCUACAAAUUGAUGGUCUUAGCUGUCAUACAUGUAUAAAUACAAUAAAGAAAAAUUUAGCCAAUUUACAUGGUUGUUCGGUUAAUAUUGAAAUCUAUUUGGAAGAUGGAAAAGCAUUUGUUGAAUUUGAUCCACAAUCCAUUCGAAUUGAUAAUAUUAUCGAAAAAAUUGAAGAAUUAGGAUUCGAUUGUCGUCUAUUGGAUGAUGAUGAUGAUGAUGAUGAUAAUGAAAUUAAUAGUGAUUCAAAAAUCGAUAAAUUUACCGUAUUGGUCAAUGGAAUGACAUGUAAAUCAUGUACGAAUAAUAUUGAAACGAAUCUAAUGAAAAUUGAUGGUAUCAAAAAUGUCGUGGCUGAUCUCCAUACCAAACAAGUUUCUGUUACAUAUCAAUCUACAUUGAUCACAAAACAUGUGAUUCUUGAUCGGAUUGAAUGUCUUGGUUUUGAAUAUCAAACUGAAUCUGAAACGGUGAAAAAAGAUUCAAACAUUGACAAUGCUACUGUGGAAACAGCAGAACAAAUCAAAACAACAUCAUUGCCGGUAAUGGAUAAAGAACAAGAGAAUUCAAGAAAAUUUUUAAACAAAUGUUUCAUCACCAUAACUGGUAUGACUUGUUCAUCGUGUGUAGCAAAAAUUGAACGUAAUCUAUCGAAAAUAACUGGAAUACAUGGAAUACUCGUUGCAUUAUUGAAUCAAAAAGCUGAAGUUCUUUAUGAUCCUGGUUGUAUGGAUUCGAAUCGAAUUAUUCAAUCAAUAAUUGAUCUUGGAUUUGAUGCUAAACUUAUUGUUGAUAAUAUUCAUGAUUCGAAUGGUGAAUUAUAUGAACUUUGUUUAUCUAUACCUGACGUAUCAUCAUUAUCAUUAUCAAAUCCAUUACAAAUUGAAUCUACAUUGGAACAAACUGUGGGUAUAAAAUCGGCAAAAUUUGUACCAUCAUCAUCAAAUCAAUUAAAUAUUCAAUAUUAUGGUGAUCAAAUUGGUGCACGAGAAAUUGUACGAAUAAUAAAAUCAUUAGGAUAUAAUUCAUAUCCAUUGGAUUGUGAUCGAAAACAACAGGCUGAACAUCGCCAGCUACAACAUCGUGAAUUAUUACAUUGGCGACAUUCAUUUCUAUUUUCUCUGGGAUUUUUCAUACCAUCAAUGGUUCUUAUGAUAAAUCAUAUGACUAGUGAACAUUCAUUUCAUGAACAUCUAUUAUUACCCGGUUGGUCAAAGGCAAAUUUUCUUCAAUUUUUGCUUGCAACACCUGUACAAUUUUAUGGUGCAAGAUAUUUCUAUUAUCAAGCAUAUAAAGCGAUUAAAUAUCGUUCACCAAACAUGGAUGUAUUGAUCAUGUUGGCUACGACUGUUGCAUAUUUCUAUAGUUUUUUUGUAUCCAUAUAUUUCAUGAUAAUCGGUGCUGAUCGUAGUCCGAAAACAUUUUUCGAAACACCACCAAUGUUAUUAACAUUUGUAUCAUUAGGCCGUUGGCUUGAACAUAUCGCACGUGGUAAAACAUCCGAAGCAUUAACACGUUUAAUGUCAUUGAAAGCAACAGAAGCAAUACUAGUCGAAAUGGAUGAAAAUAAAAAUAUAAUCAAUGAAAUGGCCAUUGAUAUUCAAUUAGUUCAACGUGGUGAUAUGAUCAAAGUGUUACCUGGUACAAAAAUUCCUGUCGAUGGUCGUGUAUUUGAUGGUACAUCAACAGUGGAUGAAAGUUUGAUUACCGGUGAAUCACGUGCGGUUAUAAAAACAGCCGGUUCUUCAGUGAUUGGUGGAUCAAUCAAUAUGAAUGGAACAUUAUUGAUUUGUGCAACACAUAUUGGUCGUCAAUCAACAUUAGCAUCAAUUGUUGAUCUAGUUGAACAAGCACAAACCGAUAAAGCACCUAUACAACAAUUGGCUGAUCGUAUUGCCGGUAUUUUUGUACCUGUCGUCAUCUUUUUAUCAGCAUUGACAUUGAUCAUUUGGAUUAUCGUUGGCCAUAAAAAUUUAAAUAUAAUUCAAACAUAUAACAUUGAACAUCGAUAUACGAAAAUGUCAUCCAUGGAAAUGAUUUGGCAAUUUGCAUUUCAAUGUGCCAUCACUGUAUUGUUGAUUGCAUGUCCAUGUUCAUUAGGUCUGGCAACACCAACAGCUGUUAUGGUUGGAACCGGUGUUGGUGCUUUAAACGGAAUACUCAUAAAAGGUGGUAGUGCAUUAGAAAAUUUCUGUAAAAUUAAUUGUCUGGUAUUCGAUAAAACCGGUACAAUAACAUAUGGAUCACCACAAGUUACACAAGUAUUUUUAUUCGCACCAACCAACGUGAAUGUUAUCGAUCAUUUCAAAAGAAUAUUUUUAGCUAUAUGGAGUGCUGAAAAUCAAUCAGAACAUCCAAUUGCAAGAUCAUUAGUGAAAUAUUGUCAAAAUAUUUUCGAUUAUCAACAACGUUUAUGUCGAUGUGAAGAUUUCCAAUCAGAAAGUGGUUCUGGUAUUCGUUGUCGAAUUUCCAUGGAAGAAUUUAAUCGACAAUUGACAACAUUUCAACCGAAAUCUGUCUGCAUUAAAAUCGACAAUAAUAAUAGCAACAAUUUUGGAACAAAACAAUUUUCCAUUGGUAAUUCAAUUGUUACAACGGUAGAAUCGAUGGAGAAUUCCUUUUCAUUAAUUUCCAAAACAACAGAUCUAGUGAUUCUAAUUGGUAACAAAGAAUGGAUGAUAAAAAAUAAUGUCAACAUUUGUAAAAAAGUUCAAAUUGUAAUCGAUGAAAUGGAACGACAAGGAUCGACCAUUGCUUUAGUAGCCAUGAAUGAAAUAAUCGUAUCAGUAAUAUCGAUGUCUGAUACGAUUAAAAUGGAUGCAAGACAAACAAUUCGUGAACUAAGACGUCGACGUCCAAAUCUUAGGAUAAUGAUGAUGACUGGUGAUAAUGAACGUGCAGCACGUAAAGUUGCCCGUCAAAUUGGUAUCGAUCGUGAAGAUGUUAUUGCCAAAAUAUUACCAUCAAAUAAAACGGAAAUUGUUCGCCAAUUACAAUUGAAAGGUCAUUGUGUAGGAAUGGUUGGUGAUGGUAUCAAUGAUUCACCUGCAUUGGCACGUGCCGAUAUUGGUAUUGCAUUUUCCACUGGUACGGAUGUUGCUUGUGAAGCAGCCGAUAUAAUACUCAUUAAUAAUGAUCUCUAUGAUAUUGUUGAUGCUUGGGAUCUAAGCUAUCGUACUGUACAUCGAAUACGAACAAAUAUUGCAUUUGCAAGUGUUUAUAAUCUAAUUGGUAUACCAAUGGCAGCUGGUAUUUUUCUACCAUGGGGUAUUGUAUUAAAACCAUGGAUGGGAUCAGCUGCAAUGACAUUAUCAUCAAUAUCGGUUGUAUGUUCAUCAUUAUUAUUGAAACGAUGGCAUCGAUCAACAUUGAAACAUACCAAUGAUAAUAUUGAUCACCAUUAUAAUCGAUUUAAUGAUUCUGAUAAUGAUAGUGAUGAACAAAAAUCAUCAUCAUCAUCAUCAUCAUCAUCUGAAGAAAUGAAAUUAUUUACAUUUCGUGAAAAAAAUGUCCAUUUAUCAAAAAUUCUAAGUUUAAUGCCAUUAUAUAGUCGUCGUAAAAUUAUUAAUGAUAAUUUAUCAAUUAAUACUAAUGGCUAUCGUCCAUUGAAUCAAAGCGAUGAUGAUGAUGAUGAUGAUGUUUACAAUGACGACGACGACGAUGAUGAUAAUGAUGGUGUUUGUAUCGCUUAAAUGGUAUGUGAACAGCAACCAUAAUUGUUGAAUUUGAAAAAUUAUUUAUAUUCCAAAUUUUUUUUUUCGUUACGUAAAAACAAAUUUUUUUUUA